Messenger RNA from Tympanuchus pallidicinctus (lesser prairie-chicken), 3270 nucleotides. RefSeq names its product DEP domain containing 1 (gene DEPDC1). The record is from RefSeq and is a predicted model, not a curated record. The coding region runs from base 84 to 2522 and encodes 812 amino acids. NCBI's taxonomy places the organism in Eukaryota, Metazoa, Chordata, Aves, Galliformes, Phasianidae. Gene Ontology annotation, biological process: intracellular signal transduction. The transcript has 12 exons. Gene Ontology annotation, cellular component: nucleus; transcription repressor complex.
CGCUCGCCCAAUCAGUGGCCGCGCAGCAAAUUCAAACCGUGCGGCGGUUGGGCCGGGUCCGGGCGGGCGCCCCGGGGUCAGCGAUGGAGCGCCGCCCGGCAGCGCCGGGACCCUACCGUGCCACCGAGCUGUGGAAUGAAAUCACCAGGUACUUCCGAGCCGGCGUGCCGCUGAGGACGCACAGGCAGCACUUGAGAAAGCACGGCAGCUGUUUCACCGCCUCCGAAGCUGCAGAUUGGCUGCACGAAGCGCUGAGGAACAACAGCAACUUCGGGCCUGAAGUGAGCAGGCAGCAGACUGUCCAGCUGCUAAGGAAGUUCCUCAAGAAUCACGUAAUUGAAGAUAUUAAAGGAAGGUGGGGGUCAGAAAGCCUCGAAGACAAUGGUGCGCUAUACAGGUUUCCUUCAACCUCUCCAGUUAAACCUCUACCAGCUUCAUGUCGCCAAAAUGAAAACUUAGGAACCUUCCCUAGAGACAGACUUCUUAAGCUGCCACAUUUAUCAAGGAGAACUCCGAAAAAACACGAAUUGCUGAGAGCUCUGGAAAAUGUGGAGAAAACAAAGCUGGAUAAAACAGCAGAAAACGAAGAGGAGGCACAGUGCAGGAAGGAAGUAAGCCAGGAAUGCGUGCAAGAAACUUGGAGAAAUAUCAUUCUAAUACAUUUGCAAACCAUUUUAGGCCUCCCAUCCUUGGAAGCAGUUCUGCAGCCAGCACAGAUAGUUCCUGAGCACGUCAUAUACAAUAUGACACACACAAGCAAACACGGUGUUGUAAUUUUGCAGAACAAAUCAGAAGACCUCCCUCACUGGGUGCUGUCAGCCAUGAAGUGCCUCGCCUACUGGCCCAGAAAUAAUGAUAUGAGCCAGCCAACUUACAGUGGGUUUGAACGGGAUGUCUUCAGAACAGUUGCUGAUUAUUUUCUCAAUCUUCCUGAACCAUUGCUUACUUUUGAAUACUAUGAACUUUUUGUUAAAAUUUUGGUUAUGUGUGGCUUCAUCACAAUUCCAAAUAAAUGCAAUGGAAAACAUUCAGUCCGAGAUGAGACCUGUGACCCACAGCCUUCAAAAAUUCUUCACUUGAACUCCUUCAAGUCAACUGAAUGUCUUCUUCUAAGCCUACUUCGCAAGGAGCCAAAGGGAAAGAAGGAGGAGUAUGAAGCUUCCUGGAAGUCCUCUUCAGAAGAGUUGGCUGUUCAGACACAACGUGCAAGGAAAUUGCAGCAGUGUGAGCUGACAAGUAAACGAGGCAGUGCUGGCAUUCUCAUAGGAGGAAGUUGUCAGAAUCUUUCAGGUUUCAGGAAUGAACAAGAUCUGUCUCUAAAUCUGAAGACGAGAUGUUACUCUUUGGAAAGAAUUGGAAACGCUGCCUCAAGAGUACAUCAUAAAGGAGAAUCGGAUUCCCUCGGGGAAGCUAAUGUCUCGAGCACAAGAAAUAAGGAGCACUGGCUGCCAUGUGUGGCUAAGACUGAGUCUGUGUUGGAGUUUGGUUGUGAAAACGCAUGCCAAAAACAAAGUGAUGGCUCAAAGAGAGCGUCUGCCUCAAUGCUUCAGGAUAGAGAGCUAUUUAAGGAAAAUCUUAAAUCAAAGCAAAUAUGCAGGUCUCAGAGUUUACUUGGGAGCAGGAACUCCAGAAGUUGCACCAGCAUCAAUGCCCCCGUUGCUGAAAUCACAGUAAAGCCGAGGUCUCAAUUCUGUGGGCAAAGAAGACCAAAUACCUCAGCGGCUGCUUCAGUGGGCAUCGGGACUGAGGUUCCUGAUGUAACCAUCAGUCAGAGGCUCUGCAGAAGUACCACAGCACUUUCAGAAUGCUCUUUCGCUCACUCUUAUGUGUUGACUGGCACGCAAAGUCUCCUUCAGCCUCACUUAGAAAGGAUUGCUGUUGAGGCCCUGCAGAUCUGCUGCUUGCUGCUUCCACCACCAAACCGCAGGAAGAUGCAGCUCCUGGUGAGGAUGAUGGCUCGCAUCAGUGAGAACGUGGACAUGCCGCGGCUGCACGACGCCAUGGGCACACGGUCCUUGAUGAUACAGACUUUCUCUCGCUGUGUGUUGUGCUGUGCAGAAGAAGUGGAUCUUGACGAGCUGCUUUCUACACGAUUAGUUUCAUUUCUCAUGGACCAUCAGCAGGAAAUAUUUAAAGUACCAACUUACCUGCAGGCUGCAGUGCAAGAUCACAUAGAACACAUGAAGAUGGCUCAGUGCAAACAUCCAGGGGAAGAAAUCUGUGCCAUAUUACCAACCUAUUCGUACUGUGAACAAAUAACCCCUCAGGAGUUUGAAGAACAAAAGGUUUCUACUUCUCAAGCUGCUGUGGCAGAGCUGUUGGAGAACAUCAUCAAAGAUAAGAACUUAUCUGUGAAAGAGAAAAAGAAAAAGUUAAAGCAGUUCCAGAAGGAAUAUCCUCUGAUAUACCAGAACAGAUUUCCAACCACAGAAAAUGAAGCCGUGCUGUUUGAGAACAAACCUACCAUCAAACAACCCAUGCUGAGCCUAAGGAAACCCAAAUUUCGCAGCCUGAGAUAUUAAUGUCUGCUGCACGUUGCCUGGGGGUGUGCCUGACCAAGGGGAGCUUGCAAUGGAAGGCAGUCUGCAGUGGCUGUGCACACAGAAGGAAGGAAUGUUUACAUGAACACUAUGCUGAGAAGUGCCAAAUAACUUGGGUUUUUUUGUUUCUUGGUUUUUUUUGGAAGUUACUUAUAUUUAUUGUUUUCCUAGAAGUUAUUUAACUGUUUACAAAUUAAUCGAUAUAUUGUGCCAAGCAAAAUAAGCGUGGAAAUGAAGCUACUAAUUACCAAAAAUUUGUAUAUGGUUUUUAUAUGGGAAACUAAUGAUGUGCAUAUUGUAAUGUCUGUAAUGUUUAUUCAGGAGCUGGUGCCAUGAGUUAUAGUUUGUGUGCACUCCUGAUUGUUUGCUGGGUGUGAAUAAGUGCCUGCCUUGUUUUGUUUAAAGACAAACAUUUUGAGAAAGCAAAGUUCAGUUUGGAACUAAAUUAAAACUUGUUUUUGUUAUUUCUAAGGGGGCCAGAAAUUCACCAGAAAGGGAUUAUCUGGCUCCUUGAAAUUCUUGUUUCCUCUCAUCCGAAACAGUUCUUAAAAUAUUUAUUUAUAUUAAAGCAUUCUGUGUAUUUCUGCUGUUUCCCUGAAUGCGUAUUUUGGGUGUAAUGAGACCCUUCUCAAACAGCACUGGGUGACAGCAGAUGGGACAGUGAACAGAAUCCUGAUGCACUGAGCUUCCCUGUUUUGUUCCCAGAAGUAAGCAGUGGAUCUGUGUCAGU